Messenger RNA from Poeciliopsis prolifica (blackstripe livebearer), 1557 nucleotides. RefSeq names its product serine protease 27-like. Lineage: Eukaryota; Metazoa; Chordata; Actinopteri; Cyprinodontiformes; Poeciliidae. The transcript is spliced from 6 exons. The record is from RefSeq and is a predicted model, not a curated record. The coding region runs from base 155 to 1210 and encodes 351 amino acids. Gene Ontology annotation, biological process: proteolysis. Gene Ontology annotation, molecular function: serine-type endopeptidase activity.
CAAAUGAAAGUCAUACGUGAUUUUCGUGGAAUUUUUUUUCGAGAGAGCUCUUUUGUGAUCAGAGCAGUGUAUUGGAUAUCAUGUCACUUUGGGUGGAGCUAAACACAGAAAAGUAUUUAAUGUGGAAAUUCAGAGAAAAGAGGUACUGGUGACAAUGGCUCUUCAAGGGUUUGCAUGGGGGAUCACUGUGAUGAUCGCGCUCUUCUUCAAAGGUGGUGACUCACAACACGCCUGUGCCCGCCCUCCAAACAACAGCAGUAUCAUCGGAGGGCAAAGUGCAUCUGCAGGAAGGUGGCCCUGGCAUGUUACCUUCACCUUGAAUGGCAACGUCCAAUGGCAGGGAUCUCUGAUCACUGACGAGUGGGUGCUGACAACGGCUCAAUAUUCAGUGUACUAUUACAAUUAUGAAGGUCAGAACAAUAGUGGAAGCUAUUACAACAAUGAUGUAGUUAUGUACUUUGGUGCCAUCAAUCAGUCUGGAUUUGGUGAAGUGACUCGGAGAAUUGCCAACUUCACCUGCAACCAAGACUACGCCUACUAUGGUGGCAACGACAUCUGCCUUGUGAAGCUGUCUGCUCCAGUCAACUUCACUGACUACAUCCGACCAGUGUGUUUGGCUGCAGAAAACAGCACUUUCCACAAUGGAACCAGCAGCUGGGUCACUGGUUUCAGUGGCACCUUAGGAUCUAUCAAGGAAAUCGAUGUAUCAGUAAUUGGGAUCAGAAAAUGCAACUGCAGCUACAACAACAAUUACUACUUCUACUACCACUACUUCUAUCGAAUAACUGAGACAGUGAUGUGUGCUGGAAAUGAAGAUGUUUCAAAGAGAACAUCUUACAGAGAUGAAGGCGCAGCUCUAGUGACCAAGAAAGACUCCAUCUGGGUCCAGAGUGGGAUUCUGAGUAAAGCCUGGCUGUCUGAAAUUGGUGUCUAUACUCGUGUGUCCCUGUACCAGAAAUGGAUCACAGACAGAGUCACUGGCAUGAAACCAGGCUUUGUUACCUACACCUCCCGAGGCAUUGACAGCGACUUGACCUACACCUGUCCUUCACCGGCAACUACCACCGUGUAUCCUUACUACACUCGGGCCCCGACCACUGAUGACAGCAUAUUUGCCAGUGGUGAAUCUCUGAUUGCCUUUGCUCGAGUCUUCCCUCUCUCUGCUCUUGUUCUGUUUCUCCAUCUGUUUGUUGGUGGUGCUGGAAACUAACUCAUAAUGUUCACUUAUGCACUCCAGUUCACAACAAACAUCAGCUCUCUUCAUUAGAAUCGAAAUGUUGAUAGUGUUAGUCUGAUUUAGUUUUAUUUCACAAAUUAAGAUUGCUACAAAACAAAUGAAGGGUUUAGUAAGUUUAUCUGGUAAUUAGUUUAACAAACCUCUCAAAAUUGAAAGAUUUUUUUUUCUGUUCUUCGCAUUGUGUUCACUGUAAAUGCCAAUUUAAUCGAGUGUUUAACAGACAACAGGUUUGGGAUUUUUAGCAACCAAUCACACUGUUAUUUUAUUAAAUAUGAAACAAUCAACUGGUGAUUAGUAAUGAAUAAACUGAUUAAAACCAA